Mangifera indica (mango) is the source of this 3972-nucleotide messenger RNA. Its product is annotated as pentatricopeptide repeat-containing protein At3g16610. Bases 577 to 3012 code for a protein of 811 amino acids. Lineage: Eukaryota; Viridiplantae; Streptophyta; Magnoliopsida; Sapindales; Anacardiaceae. Gene Ontology annotation, biological process: RNA modification. Gene Ontology annotation, molecular function: RNA binding; protein binding; zinc ion binding. The transcript has a single exon. The record is from RefSeq and is a predicted model, not a curated record.
AAAGCCAUUUAGUAUAUUCUCUUUAGUGUCCCCCCCUUUCAGGCAGAGAUUCAGUCCUCCACCAUCAAGAUACAUCCCGUGCAAUUUCAGGGAGCAUUUUUUUUUUUAAUCUGCACUGCUUUUUCAGAGCUCCCCUCAAAUCUAGCCUUCUGUUGCAUUCAGCGUGAUUAAUUGCUUCAUGAAGACUGCCUUCAGCGUGAUUAAUUGCUUCAUGAAGACUGCCUUCGAAUACUACAAAAUUCUUUUGGAAUGUCUGUGAUGGCCCUUAAUACCAUGGUGCGGAAAUCGUUGUCAAUCCACAUUUAGGAUGUGUUAUAGUACCGGUCGUUGUGAAAACAAAACAGCACGUCCAUCCUGUGUAUUCGGUCGUUGAAAGUGACGGUGGAUAGUAUUACUUUGAUGGUCUCGACCCCAGAAGGAAGCCGACGCGUGCCGUGUACUUCUGAGAGGAGUGCCAGUAUUAUUGCACGUGUUUAUAUUAGGAUCAUUUUAUGCUUAUGUUAUGGGGCCAACGAGCCAACUUUUAUUUGAAAAAUGAUAUAAUCCCCGCCAACGUUCAGCUUUUCAUUUCCAGUUAUGUCCAUCACAAAAUUCUCUUUACCCAAAUCUUCUCUGAAAGUUAUCUACAAUGAAUGGAAAGCUGAAUUAUACAUCACAACACCUCACUUAUCAGUCACUGAUUAUAUACGGCUUCUUGAAUCUUGCAUACAAUCUAAAACACUCAUGCAAGGCAAGACGAUCCACGGACACCUCCUCAAAAACAAUACCCACAUCAGAAAUCCUCUUGUACUGGAAAAACUAGUACGUUUUUAUGUUUCUUGCGCUGAAAUGGAACUUGCACGCCACGUGUUUGACACAAUUCGUAAGCCAAAUGUUGAUCUCUGGAACUCUAUGAUAAGAGCGUAUGCGUGGAAUGGACCGUUGGAGAGAGCCCUUGAUUUGUAUUACAAGAUGAUUCAACUGGGUGUUGAACCAACCAAAUUCACGUUUCCUUUUGUGCUGAAAGCUUGUGCCGGUUUAAGAGCAAUAGAUGAUGGCGAAGAAAUUCAUGGUCAUGCUAAAAGACUUGGGCUCGAUAGGGAUAUUUAUGUUUGUACUUCUCUGAUUGACUUGUAUGCAAAAUGUGGAGUUCUGACACGGGCCAAAGAAGUUUUCGAUGGAAUGUUUUGUAGAGAUAUUGUGGCUUGGAACGCUAUGAUUGCUGGAUUUUCUCUUCAUGGUUUAUAUAAUAGCACGAUUCAGUUGUUUAUUGAAAUGCAGAAGGCAGGGAUUAGUCCUAAUUCUUCAACGAUUGUUGCAGUUCUUCCAACAGUUGCUGAAGCUAAUGUGUUGAACCAAGGAAAGGCUAUGCAUAGCUAUGCAGUUAGGAGGGGUUUCAGCAAUGAUAUGGUGGUUGGAACUGGACUUUUAGACAUGUACGGGAAAUGUCAGUGCAUAUUUUAUGCAAAGAGGAUUUCUGAUAUGUUGGAAGUGAAGAAUGAGAUAAGUUGGAGUGUAAUAAUUGGAGCAUAUGUUACGUGUGAUCUGCCAAGAGAGGCAUUAGGGUUGUUUGAUCGAAUGUUGUCUGAGAAUGCCAGGAAUUUAACAGCUGUAACUCUUGGCACUGUACUCCGAGCAUGUGCAAAGUUGACUGAUCUGAGUGAAGGGAAACGCAUCCAUUGUUUAUCACUUAAAACUGGGUUUGUUUCAGAUAUAAUGGUAGGAAAUACAUUACUUUCAAUGUAUGCAAAGUGUGGGAUCAUAGAUGAAGCAGUAAGGUUUUUUGAUGGAAUGGAUAAGAAAGAUACAGUUUCAUAUAGUGCCAUUAUCUCUGGAUGUUCUCAAAAUGGUUAUGCACAAGAGGCUCUAUGUAUAUUCCACCAGAUGCAACUGUCUGGAAAUGAACCUGAUAUAGCUACCAUGGUUGGUGUCCUGCCUACUUGUUCACAGUUGGCUGCUCUACAGCAUGGUGCUUGUGGACAUGGUUAUUCAGUUGUCCAUGGGUUUGUAGUUGACACCUCAGUUUGCAAUGCUCUUAUCGACAUGUACUCGAAGUGUGGGAAAAUUGAGAUUGCCAGAAAAGUUUUCGAUGGGACGGAUAAACGGGAUAUUGUCUCCUGGAAUGCAAUGAUAGUUGGGUAUGGAAUUCACGGACUUGGCACGGAAGCGCUUUUAUUGUUCAAUAAAAUGCAAGCUGUGGGUUUAAAGCCAGAUGAUGUUACUUUCAUUUGUCUCUUGUCUGCUUGCAGCCAUUCAGGACUUGUAACCGAAGGGAAACAACUGUUUAAUUCCAUGAUUCAAGGUUUUAAAAUUGUCCCCAGAAUAGAUCAUUACAUAUGCAUGGUUGAUCUUCUGGGUCGCGCCGGUAUUCUGAAUGAGGCAUGCAAAUUCAUAGAAAACAUGCCAUUUGAACCUGAUGUUUGUGUAUGGGGUGCCCUGCUUGCUGCUUGUAGGGUCCAUAAGAAUAUUGAACUUGGGGAAGAAGUAUCAAAGAAAAUCCAGAGUUUAGGAUCUGAAGGUAGUGGAAAUUUUGUUCUCUUAUCAAAUAUGUAUAGUGCUGUUGGUAGAUGGCAUGAUGCAGCUCGUGUUAGAAUCACACAGAGGGAACAAGGUAUUAAGAAGAGCCCAGGUUGCAGUUGGGUUGAGAUAAAUGGGGUUGUUCAUGCAUUUGUUGGUGGAGAUAGGUCUCAUCCACAGUCAACACAGAUAAACGAGAAACUGGAUGAACUAUUGCCAGAGAUGAUAAGGUUGGGUUAUCAUGCAGAAUCUGGUGUUGUUCUUCAAGAUGUUGAAAAAGAGGAAAAGGAAGGAAUCCUACUUUACCACAGUGAGAAGCUAGCUAUUGCAUUUGGGAUUCUUAGUCUGAGCCCCACAAAGCCUAUUUUGGUUACCAAAAAUUUGCGAGUUUGCUUUGAUUGCCACUCUGCCAUCAAAUUUAUAACUGUUAUUACUAAUAGAGAGAUAAUAGUUAGAGAUGCAAGUCGAUUUCAUCAUUUUCGGAAUGGAGUUUGCAAUUGCGGAGACUUCUGGUGAAGAUGAAGGUAGAAAAUCACAGCUAUCAAUAUGACUGUUGACUGCAACAGGUACAAAUUCAUUUAUGCUAAGGAUGAAACCCAAACUCCUUAAAGAACCAUGUAUAUUUAUUUGGAGAAAGCAGGAUAAACUUCUGCUAAGCCAGCUGCUCUCAACUAUGACAGAAGAAAUAUUAUAGAUGGAUUUGAGUUGAACUGAGCCAAAACAACCAGUUCAAAAUUGAGUUUGGCUCGCGUAAUUGGUAAACAGUAAUGUCAGAGAAGAAGACAGCAAGUGGUUGGAUAAAAAGAACAAGAAUCACUGGAGAAGAAGAAGAAGAAGAAGAAUGGUUGGAGAAGGAGAAAAUUUGUUGAAGAAGAAGAGUUGAUGGAAAAAAAAGUAGAAAGAUCGCUAAAGAAGGGGGGAAAAAGAGAAACUGUCGAUAAGCCAAGCUCCAAUGUGACGACUGAUGAGGCCUUGAUUUCGAAUUGCAUCCACCCUUAGAAAAUAAAGCUCGGUCAUAAGGUGCACCACAUGUCGGUCAGUUUGAACCUGUCUAUUGAAGCGUUUUGGUCUACAAUCCAAUGCCAAAGCAGUCUCUCAAAGAUCCACUUCAGCCAAACAAAAAGGGUACUAGAAUUAUCAUUGCUGGACUUGGAGUUGUAUGCUGCUGCUAAAUUAUGGAAGCAGACUGGUGCAGCUCGUCAUUGUUACAUCCUUGAUACGAACAACGACUAUGUCAAUCUUGCCCGCCAAGUUUUCCAGUUGAAGGAGGAAAUUCAGAGGAUUCAACUAUUCAAACAACAAUCAAAGCAAUCUGAUUAAUUUAUAAGAUUCUGUAACUGAAUUUCAGGUCUUUAGUAAAUGUUUCAUAAAACACAUAUAGACAAAUCUCACAUCGAUAAAGUACGAAUAAAAUGUUAGAUGUCUAAGAGACUUGAGAGUGAUAAUAAAAAAUUGGUUAAAUACUUUGUAAACUUA